CUCUGUAUUGCAGCCAUGUCAGAUGUAGAAGAGGAGUACGAGGAGCAGGCAGAGGAGGCUGAAGAGGAGCAGGAGGGCGAGCCUGAACAGGAGGAGGAGGCUGAGCAGCCAGAGGAGGAUGGAGCAGAGCAGCAAGAGUACCAAGAUCAAGAUGCCCAGGAGGAAGAGGAGGAGCGUCCCAAACCCAAACCUCUGGUGCCUCAACUUGCCCCUCCAAAGAUUCCUGAGGGGGAGAGGGUGGAUUUUGAUGACAUCCACAGAAAGCGUAUGGAGAAGGACUUGCUCGAGCUGCACACUCUGAUUGACGUCCACUUCGAGCAGAGGAAGAAGGAUGAGGAAGAACUUAUCAGCCUCAAGGACCGGAUCGAGCGUCGUCGGUCAGAGAGAGCGGAGAUCCAGAGAGUUAGAGCCGAGAAGGAGAAGGACAGACAGAACAGGAUUGCGGAGGAACGUCACAGAAAAGAGGAAGAGGAAGCCAAGAAGAAGGCUGAUGACGACGCCAAGAAGAAGAAAGUGCUGUCUGGCAUGGGCGCGAACUUUGGAGGCUUCCUGGCCAAGGCGGAGUCGAGGAGGGGCAAGCGUCUCACAGGCAAAGAGAUCAAGAAGAAGACCCUGGCGGACAGACGGCAGCCGCUGGCCAUUGACAAUUUAAGGGAGGAUGCGCUGAAGCAACGGGCCCAGGAGAUGUGGAACUGGAUCUACCAGCUGGAGUCUGAAAAGUUUGACUUCAUUGAGCACAUGAAGCACCAGAAAUAUGAGAUCAUCGUGCUGCUGAACAGAAUCCAACACGCUCAGAAAUUUAAAAAGGGCCAUGGCAAAGGGAAGGUGGGCGGUCGCUGGAAGUAAAGGGGGGGUAGAGGAGAAAGAAAAAUCAACACACAUAAGAAAAAAAAGAGUUAUUAUAGGAAUGGAGGAGCACUCCUCCUCUCCUUGGUCUUCUGGUACCAGAUUCACUAUGUAGGCCUUUUGCUGUGUGUGUGACAGAUGCUGAAUGUUUCUUGAUGAGAUGUACUGAUAAUUAAAACGACAUGCACUCA
Messenger RNA from Chelmon rostratus (copperband butterflyfish), 1037 nucleotides. RefSeq names its product troponin T type 1 (skeletal, slow) (gene tnnt1). Gene Ontology annotation, biological process: sarcomere organization; slow-twitch skeletal muscle fiber contraction; regulation of muscle contraction. Gene Ontology annotation, cellular component: troponin complex. Lineage: Eukaryota; Metazoa; Chordata; Actinopteri; Chaetodontiformes; Chaetodontidae. Gene Ontology annotation, molecular function: troponin T binding; tropomyosin binding. The record is from RefSeq and is a predicted model, not a curated record. The transcript has 14 exons. The coding region runs from base 16 to 846 and encodes 276 amino acids.